AUGGAUAGAGGAGUGCAACAAAAGAAAUUUUUCAAUGAAAAGAAAUUUGAUGAUGUAUGUAAAAAUACAGAGGCUAGAGCUGAAUUAAUAAGUUUCAUUCAAGUUAAUAAAAUUUAUGAACAAUAUUUCUAUCCUCUACAAAUUCUUGAGGCUGGUCUAAGUGCCGUAGCUCUUAAACGUUUGUAUCAAGAAUUCAGCGAAUUACCUGAAUUCAAUCCGAAAUUGAAGAAAGUUGAAGAUAUAUUGAAGUGGAUUUUUGAUAAUGGAUAUCAGUGCUAUCAGGAAGCAGUCAGAAAACAAAUAGACUUACAAAUAUUUAAAGAACAAUUCCAGACAAGACAAAGGGGAGAUUCCCAAUCUAAUUGA
Messenger RNA from Trichomonas vaginalis G3, 366 nucleotides. RefSeq lists its product as uncharacterized. The transcript has a single exon. NCBI's taxonomy places the organism in Eukaryota, Parabasalia, Trichomonadida, Trichomonadidae. The record is from RefSeq and is a predicted model, not a curated record. The coding region runs from base 1 to 366 and encodes 121 amino acids.